Trichoderma asperellum CBS 433.97 is the source of this 560-nucleotide messenger RNA. NCBI's taxonomy places the organism in Eukaryota, Fungi, Ascomycota, Sordariomycetes, Hypocreales, Hypocreaceae. The record is from RefSeq and is a predicted model, not a curated record.
UUAGAAGGAGCGCCGUUGACGAAGGAAGUCAUCCACCCGCGCUGGUGGCUAGACAAGCCCUUGGACCUAAACGAGCCGCUACUUCGAAUCCGAGACCCAGAUGUCGUUGAGAAUCUACGAGGCCGGCCGAGAUUGCCUCAGAAUAGCAGAGUUCCCGUUGAUCGCAACUUGCAGCCGAUUACAACGCCCUCCCUGCCGACCUCUAGUCAACCGGGCGGUCGGAGACUACCCUCAAGCAUACGGCGCACUCGAACGGCGGCAGAGGUUGAAGCUGCUAGUCAGGGAGCCUCGCAGACGAGGCCAAAGCGAUCACGAGUUGCAGGAAGCAAUAGAGGCCGAGGAAAUCGAGGAGGAAGACAGAGAGGCCGCGGCCGGGCCUCGGGCACUCAAGGCACUCAAGGCACUCAACGCCUUGCAGUUAUAGAAGAAAGCAGCACUGCAGAUGCCGCUGCAGAGGUUGAGGAAGUUAUCCCGGCAACGCAAAUAGAGCCCUAGAAAACACGGUUGCGAUAGCUUCAUUUUGCAUUUCUAGCUAUAGUACCUAAUAACUACUGUCUGGU